Messenger RNA from Cucumis sativus (cucumber), 1700 nucleotides. Its product is annotated as alkane hydroxylase MAH1. The record is from RefSeq and is a predicted model, not a curated record. The coding region runs from base 41 to 1591 and encodes 516 amino acids. The transcript has 2 exons. NCBI's taxonomy places the organism in Eukaryota, Viridiplantae, Streptophyta, Magnoliopsida, Cucurbitales, Cucurbitaceae. Gene Ontology annotation, molecular function: heme binding; iron ion binding; oxidoreductase activity, acting on paired donors, with incorporation or reduction of molecular oxygen.
UGCAUGCAUACUUCAAAACUUAAAACCAAAGCUCUUCAAAAUGGCAUCUCAUGAUCUUCUUCUUCCCAUUUUUCUCAUUUCAUUACCCUUAAUUUUCAUCUUCUUUUCACUCUUUCUCAAAUGGAACCCACACGGGAUUCCUUGGAAUUGGCCUGUUUUAGGAAUGAUUCCAACUGUAAUUCAUAACAUCUACCGAGUCCACGAUCGUAUAACCGAAAUCUUACAACAAACUUCUUGCACUUUCUACUUCAAUGGCAUUUGGUUCACCAACACUGGCUUCUUAAUGACCGUUGAUCCUUCCAACAUUCACCACAUUAUGAGCACAAAUUUCCAAAAUUACCCAAAAGGCCCUGAAUUCAAGUACAUUUUCGAUGUUUUAGGAGAUGGAAUUUUCAAUUCCGACUCGGAUUCAUGGAAAAGCCAAAGGAAAAUUGCUCAGUCUUUGAUUGUUCAUGAGAAGUUUCUUGAGUUUAUGGCUAGAGCUGCUAAGGAGAAAGUGGAGAAAGGGUUGGUGCCAAUUCUUGAGUAUUUUUGUGAAAGUAAAAAAGUGGUUGAUUUGAAAGAUUUGUUUUUGAGAUUGGCUUUUGAUUCAACUUGCAUGAUGGUAACUGGGUUUCAUCUCAAUAGUUUGUGUAUUGAGUUUCCUGAAAUUCCAUUCUCCAAAGCCAUGGAUGAUGUUCAAGAAGUGCUUUUUCUUCGCCAUUUGUAUCCUAAGUUUUACUGGGAAUUGCUUAAGAAACUUGGGAUUGGUGAGGGUAAGAGGAUGAAGAAGGCUUGUGAUAUUAUUGAUGAAGUUAUUGCCAACUUGAUGGCUGUGAAAAGAGAGCGUUUACAACGAGAUCGAGAGGUGAAAGAAGAUCAACAAGAUCAUGGUGCUGAUUUGAUCACAUGGUAUAUGGUGAAUGAACACGACGAGAUCGACUGCAAUGACAAGUUCUUGAGAGACACAGUCUUAAAUUUCAUGAUUGCUGGUCGUGAUGCACUCAGCGUAACUCUCUCCUGGUUUUUCUUCGUUCUCUCAAAAAAUCCUGCCAUAGUAGCAAAGAUCCGAGAAGAGCUGAAAGACAUAACAACAAUCCAACAGAAAGAACAAGAACAACAACAAAAACCAAGAGUAUUCACCAUCGAAGAGCUCAACAACUUGGUUUACUUGCAUGGAGCCUUAUGUGAAACCCUUCGUCUCUAUCCACCGAUUGCAUUCGAGCACAAAUCUCCGGUAGUAGCCGAGACACUCCCAAGCGGCCACCACGUGAGACCUGGGACGAGGAUACUCUUCUCGUUAUAUGCAUUGGGAAGAAUGAGGUCUGUUUGGGGAGAAGAUUGUGAAGAAUUCAAACCGGAGAGAUGGAUUUCGGAUAAAGGGACGAUCAAGAGAGAGCCAUCUUAUAAGUUCUUCAGUUUCAAUGCCGGGCCAAGGACUUGCCUAGGGAAAGGAGUGGCAUUUUCACAAUUGAAGAUUGUUUCAGCUGCCAUUGUUCAUAACUAUGACAUUGAAGCUGUUGAUGAAGAUAUUAACAACGUUGUUGUUCCAGCUGCUUCUGUCAUACUUCACAUGAAAAGUGGAUUUAGGGUUAAGGUUUCUAAGAGAUAAAUAAUAAAAUGAAAGGUUUCGGUAUAUAUAUAUAUAUAUACAUAAUGUGCAUAUAUAUAUGUUUUAUUGGUAAUCUUAAUUAAUAAUGUGUGCAUGAGUUUGUGUGUAA